GGUGUGAUGACGUUGCGCGGCGGCCCCUACGUCAGAGGCCCGGCUGAGGAGAGCGGGGGAGGGGCGGCCGACGAGGAGAAUCUGGACGAGGAGAAGGCGGCGGUGGGUCGGGCCGGGCCGGGCCCCCGCCACCGCCAUCGCCCCGGACACCGAGGCCGAGGACACUCCGCCCUCCGGGAGACGCAGGCCAGAGAAUGCUGACGGGAGAGCCGUUUCCCUGAAGCGCAUGUUAGCAAGCCAGUUGCCGCUAUGGAUGAUCAGCAAGCUCUGAAUUCAAUCAUGCAAGACCUGGCUGUCCUUCACAAGGCCAGCAGACCGGCCGCGGCCCUACAGGAAACCAAAAGAACCAAGGCUUCCUCGCCCAAAAAGCAGAACGAUGUUCGGGUCAAAUUUGAACAUCGGGGCGAGAAAAGAAUCCUUCAAUUUCCCAGACCGGUUAAACUGGAAGAGCUGAGUUCUAAGGCCAGAGUUGCUUUUGGACAGUCUAUGGAUCUACAUUAUACUAAUAAUGAGCUGGUGAUUCCAUUAAGCACGCAAGACGAUCUGGACAAGGCCGUCGAACUGCUAGAUCGCAGUAUUCAUAUGAAGAGUCUGAAGAUACUUCUUGUAAUCAAUGGCAAGACCCAGGCAUCCAACUUGGAGCCCCUUCCCUCCCUGGAAGAUUUGGACAACACAGUAUUUGAAGUGACUGAGAGGAAAAAGCAGCUUCCUGUAAUAGGGCCCACUACUAGAGAUAGAAGCUCCCCUCCUCCCGGCUACAUCCCAGACGAACUGCACCAAGUUGCCCGAAACGGAUCCUUCACCAGUAUCACCAGCGAAGGAGAGUUCAUUCCGGAAAGUAUGGACCAAAUGUUGGAUCCGCUGUCUUUGAGCAGUCCUGAAAAUUCCGGCUCCGGGAGCUGCCCUUCCCUCGACAGCCCGUUGGACGGAGACAGCUAUCCCAAGUCGCGAAUGCCGAGGGCCCAGAGCUAUCCAGAUAAUCACCAGGAAUUCUCAGACUACGAUAUCCCAAUCUUUGAGAAAUUUGGAAAAGGGGGCACUUACCCAAGAAGAUACCACAUUUCCUUUCACCACCAAGACUAUAGUGAUGGCCGGAAGACGUUUCCGCGGGCCAGGAGGACCCAAGGGACCAGCUUCCGGUCCCCGGUGAGCUUCAGCCCCACCGAGCGCUCGCUGAGCACCAGCAGCGGGAGCAGCAUCUUCACCGCGGAGUACGAGGAAAACCGGACCAGGAGGCGGGGCAGCGACAUCGACACCCCCGCUCUGACCGUGAUGGACAUCAGCCCCCCCAGCCGCUCACCGAGAGCGCCCACCAACUGGAGAUUGGGCAAGCUCCUGGGACAGGGAGCUUUUGGCCGAGUAUACCUGUGUUACGACGUGGAUACAGGAAGAGAACUGGCCGUCAAACAAGUUCAGUUUGACCCCGAUAGUCCAGAGACCAGCAAGGAAGUAAACGCCCUCGAGUGCGAGAUUCAGUUGUUGAAGAACUUGCUGCAUGAGCGAAUCGUUCAGUAUUAUGGCUGCUUGAGGGACCCCCAGGAAAGGACCCUUUCCAUAUUUAUGGAAUAUAUGCCCGGGGGUUCCAUUAAGGAUCAGUUGAAAGCGUACGGGGCUCUCACCGAGAACGUGACUAGGAAAUAUACCCGCCAGAUUCUGGAGGGUGUCUACUAUUUGCACAGUAAUAUGAUUGUACAUAGAGAUAUUAAAGGAGCAAAUAUUCUGCGGGACUCAGCGGGCAAUGUGAAACUGGGAGACUUUGGCGCCAGCAAGCGGCUUCAGACCAUCUGCCUGUCUGGAACGGGAAUGAAGUCCGUCACCGGGACCCCUUACUGGAUGAGCCCCGAAGUCAUCAGCGGAGAAGGGUAUGGCAGGAAAGCCGACAUCUGGAGCGUAGGUUGCACUGUGGUAGAAAUGCUAACUGAGAAACCCCCCUGGGCCGAGUUUGAGGCGAUGGCCGCCAUCUUUAAGAUCGCCACUCAGCCCACCAACCCAAAGCUGCCGCCCCACGUCUCGGACCACACUCGAGAUUUCCUCCAGCGGAUCUUUGUGGAGGUCAAGCUGAGGCCGUCGGCGGACGAACUCUUAAGGCACACGUUCGUGCAUUACCAUUAGCAGCCGGCGAGCCUGCCUCGUUGCCUCCAUCCGAGCACGCGUCCACUGCGUCUGAGUCCUCUCUGAUGGCACUUUUUCUGAAGAGAGAGAGAGAGAGAGAGAGAGAGGGAGAGAGAAGACAAGAGGGAAAGUGUUUCUCUCGAUUUCAUGUAGAAUGUAAGGGAAAAAAAAAAACCCUAAAUUUUUGUAUAUGUAAAAAUCUCUUUUCCCCUACCAGGACUUGAAUUUUUAUAAUGUACUGAUGUGGUUAAAGAGAUGAAGCACUUUAGUACAUAGUCAUUCCUUAUUUAAAGAACAAAGAAAAAACGGUCUGCAAAGCUUAAGAGU
This is a messenger RNA of Ornithorhynchus anatinus (platypus), 2439 nucleotides long. It is a transcript of the gene MAP3K2, whose product is annotated as mitogen-activated protein kinase kinase kinase 2. Gene Ontology annotation, molecular function: ATP binding; protein kinase activity; protein binding. The record is from RefSeq and is a predicted model, not a curated record. Gene Ontology annotation, biological process: protein phosphorylation. Lineage: Eukaryota; Metazoa; Chordata; Mammalia; Monotremata; Ornithorhynchidae. The transcript has 17 exons. The coding region runs from base 250 to 2112 and encodes 620 amino acids.